CCGGGCCCUGCCCCCGCCGCAGGCCACCCGCGGGCGGCGGCAGAGUGUUGCCGGGUAACGGCGGCAGCAUGGCGGUCCCCGGCCCAGCUGCGGCCCCGGUGACGGGAGGGCCAGGACGGCCGGAGGAGGCACCCGGUAGCGCGGCAGGAGGGAGGCGGCAGCCUCCCCUCUCUGCCCUCUCCGCCUUCAGCCACGUUCCGGCCAGGCGGGAAGGGCCUGCGGAGCUCAGUUACUUCCACCGGCCGGCCAAGACAGGAGAUGUUUCCACAUAUGAUGCCAUUUUUAAAAGACCAGAGGGCUACAACAAAAAUCUUCACCGGUGUGACAGACAACAUGCGAAGAGUCAUGGUCUUAACAUUAAUGAGGAGGAAAUGGCAAGACCUGUUGCUGUUUUGUCAUCUUCAGAGCAUGGGAGACGCAUAAAUAAGCCCAUAGAGCAGCCAAUCAGAGAUCACACAAGGAUUAAUCAUGUGCAGGCAGAAUUCUACAGGAAAAAUGGCAUCACCUGCUUAUUGGAGAAACCUCCUCCAAGCCUGGAUCCAUGCUAAAUCUCUUGUAUCUGUCAUUGCCAGAAACAUUUAUGUGGAAAAAAAGACACUUUGCAUCAAAAAGCAAUGUGGUGCUUUUUCCUUUACAUUUUAGUUAAUGAGAAUGAUUUGGAUUAAAAAUAGGAUGAAAUAGCAGCUGUACUUUUCCUCAUGCUGAUUCAAAUGCAUGUCUUCUCCGUACAGUCUUGUAAAAAUCUUACAAAGAGCAGCAUCAGCAGGAGCUGAACAUUUUAUGCAGCAACAUUGGAAGUGAAACCUGUUGGGUCAACAGCUGUCUCUGUGCAACUUCAGGCAGAGCUUGUACGUAAUUAUUCACAGACUUAACAUUUAAGCAAGUCUGCUCCUCAAGGUAUCAGUGGUCAUUGACUUCUUAAUCCUUACAGUGUUACUACAGAAUUGCAAGGUGUCAUUUUAUCUGCACAAUGGCUGCAACAGGGUUUCAACCUAGAUUUUCCAAAAUGGAUGGGCUUACCCAUAAAUGGGAAGAAACGAAAUUAUCUGACUUCCAGAAGAGCUUUAGCAGUUUCAGUAGACUUCAAGUGGAAGUCAAGUUAAAGGGAACUUCUGAGGACUUAGCAUUUAAAUAGACAAAAUCUGGGCUUAGCUGAUUGCAGACAUCCAUUUAUCUAACUUUCACUAUACAAAUGGUGUCUGAGGGAUUAAUCUGUUCAAGAGUGUCACAGGAAUCUUUAGUUCUCUAUCCAAUGCUGAAAAAAGUAAACAACAACAAAAAAGUAAUACUAGCAGAACAAGCACUAAAUAGUUUGGUAGAAAGAAUGGGAAAAAAAAGGAUUUGAGCAGUAGUCAUUUAAAAAGCCUGUUUAGAGUAAUUGUCUAAACCUGCUUAAACAUUUAGUGCCUUGUAUUCUGACUGAAUCCAGUACUAAAGUUUUAAGGUCAUUGCAGGAGAAGGAAUACCUCCUGCAGGGUAUGCACCAGUUUGAUUCUCAAGAGCCAUUGAUCUUGUUGUUUAAAUCACAGGCAGUAUUGUUCAAAAAGGAACAGCAGCCAGACUGAACAUACCAGAGCAAGGACUGGAAGUCCACAGCAUUGUCUGACACUGGAGUUCUGUCAGGUACUUACAAAUAGAGAACCUGCAUCACUUGUGAACACAGUGAGUCUCCUCAUAAAAAAUAAUAAAACCAAAGAACUUCUUAAUCUGGGGCCUGGAUAAGGAAUAGCACAAGUGCAAUCAAUAGCACUUGUUUGGCCUGAUGUGAGAAGCAGAGCACAAUUCUGAGAGGUGUUUGUUACUUUCAUUAUUCAUGACCUGCCAGUUCCUCUGUAUUGAAUGAGCUAGGGACAAGAAGGCAGUAACUGCUACAUUCCAUUUCAAUAAUAAAUACUUUGUUAAACAAAUCCAACAGCAUUAAAGAAUUAAGCAUUUAAGUAAUCACAGGAAGAACAAAGCGCGAAGGAGAUGAUGUUUUCUAACAAUACCAGAAUGCUUUUUUAAAAACCAGUAUUAAAUGUAUACCAGCGAAGAAUGAGGUAGAAUAUGGCCAUAUUCUAGGCAGGUUAUUUUUAGUUUGGGACAGUCAGUACAAAUUACUUCUUUCUAGUCUUACUACGUUUAGCGUUUGAAAAACUACUGGAAAUCAGAUUUGUUUGAGAACACCACCACCUUCUGGCCUGUGUGAGAAACAGGCAUCACCAGCUCACUUGCACCGCGGAGCAUCAUAAAUCAUCAAAACACCAGUAUAAGUUUUCCUAUCUCAUUUCUUUGCUUAUGUCGCCCCCCUUCUCUUUCAGUCCUUUCUCAUCCCUCCUCACUUUGAAGGCUUUUCACAGGUUGGUCCUCCCACUUGUUUCUCAUUCAGGUCUGAGUGGUUGACUUUUUCCUUCAGUGCUCACUUUCAAAAGAAUACCUUGAGGAUUUCUUCUAUCAGGGAGAAGUUCCUUAUAUAUGUCUGCAAAGACAUUUCAGUCGUCCUUCAACGUCUCUUUUGCCAGGAUGACAACUGUUAGGUUACCUAUGUGUUGUAAGCUUCCUGUUACACUGUUGGAAAGUACCUCAUUACCUCUUGGUGCUCCCUCACCUGUCAGUGAGUACAGUGCCAUAUUACUGUGAGUAAGGGUUUUCACACAUGCAACAAAUUAACACUAACAGAAUGCAUGGUAUGGUGCAAUGUAAAUAAUAUUUUGGAUCUGGAUUUUGUAUCCAAAAAUCUCCAGGGAUUGCUGGGACAAUUGACAGACAUCUGCAACUUACAAAUUAUUAACAGUAGCCUUGGAGGAGAAAAAAUAGCCAUGCUUUGUAUCCACUGGUGAAAUAUACCGACUUCAAGGAUGUAAAGUUUCACCUUUUUUUUUAAUCAAAUCAUAACAGUUAAAAUCAAACUAGGUGAUGCUGGGAAUUCUGCUUUUCUACUCAUAAAUAAUAAUUCCACACAGGACAGGAAGCACAAGCUAACGUGAAAAUGUGUGUUACAUGCCCAUUCAUCAAGUAUACAUUAUGUGAUUGGAAUUAAGGCUAUGUUAUUUUCCUUUUGUCCAUUUGUAAAGCAACACGCUGACCCAAGUUGGGGUCACCUGUUCUAGCUGAAGUGGUUACUGGUUUCAGUUCUCAGUUCUACCCUUCUGCCAGAAUUUAUACCCAUACAUAAAAAAAGAUGUCAGAAGAACUAUGUCCUAUGCACUUUAGAGCGUAAUGAGUUUCAGUUUAGGCUUCAACAACAGGCAGUAAACUGAAGGAGCUCUAGAGUGCAUACAUUUAGACACUUUACCUAAAACUGCCUCCAAACACAAAAUUACAUAUAGCACAUACCCAAACAUCAGGUGGCUCCCACACAGAUAGCUGUGCAAGUCCACUACCCUGUGGCAGCUGUUCUUCUACAAAGUAAAGCAAAUCUUUUUAAUAAAAAAUCUCUCAUUUUCUGUAAGGCAUUGCUGUUUAUUGAAUAGCACUGUUAAGUAUGAGCAAUAAGCCAAUACUGCUUAUGCAACUACUGUAAAGUUUAGUUUGCUACAUGAACAGCUACAAGUAAAUUGGACAAUUUCUUCUUAUACUGUCAAGAGAAGCCCUGAUUGGUAGGUAGCAUGGCACAUUCUGUACAUUCAGACC
Messenger RNA from Falco peregrinus (peregrine falcon), 3612 nucleotides. It is a transcript of the gene CFAP90, whose product is annotated as cilia and flagella associated protein 90. The transcript has 3 exons. Bases 69 to 548 code for a protein of 159 amino acids. The record is from RefSeq and is a predicted model, not a curated record. NCBI's taxonomy places the organism in Eukaryota, Metazoa, Chordata, Aves, Falconiformes, Falconidae.